AUGGACAACAUUGGCGACGAAUAUAAUCAGUUUGUAGAACAUCUUAAGGACUGUACGAGCCAUGUGCACUUGCCUCCUCACCAUCUGAGGGAACAUGGACAUGUCAUUCCAGAGAUUCUCUCGUCCGAAGUACGACAUGCUGUCAUAUCGUUGAAAAGGAAGGAGUUUGCCAUAGAAGCCUUGGAUAACCAAGGCGUCCCUACUCAGUACAUAAAAGUACUUCGAGAGUUGUACAGUAACUUCACGAACGGAAUUUCUCCAUUCUACAAGAAUAUCAUCAUUGAUGUGAAGAGGGGAGUCCGACAGGUUGAUACAAUCUCACCCAAAACAUUCACAGCCACUCUCAAGAACGCAAUGCGAAAGUUGGAAUGGGACGACAGGGGAGUGAAGGUCGAUGGUCGGCAGCUACACCAUUUGCGCUUUGCUGAUGACAUCGUACUGAUAUCAUCUAGCAUCAGCCAAGCGGAACGAAUGCUGACCAAAUUCGACGAAACAUGUGGAUGCUUCAGUCUUCUGCUGAAGCUGGAAAAACUAUGUUCAUGCGAAAAGGAAUGGAUGGGAUGCCCUACUUACGCUCAACGGAACGAAGAUAUUCGAAUUUCGAAUGCAGCCGCUACGUUUAUCUGGGUCAUGGACAUGAAGAACGACCUGACCCUGAGCUGUGUAGGAGGAAACGAGCGGGUUGGGGAGCUUGUAAGGGCGUCGAGGACGUAG
This is a messenger RNA of Necator americanus (New World hookworm), 714 nucleotides long. RefSeq lists its product as uncharacterized. Bases 1 to 714 code for a protein of 237 amino acids. NCBI's taxonomy places the organism in Eukaryota, Metazoa, Nematoda, Chromadorea, Rhabditida, Ancylostomatidae. The record is from RefSeq and is a predicted model, not a curated record. The transcript has 3 exons.